AUGCUUCUCUGCUUCUCUCCUUCACACCCCUUCUCUGCUUCUCUCCUUCACACCCCUUCUCUGCUUCUCUCCUUCACACCCCUUCUCUGCUUCUCUCCUUCACACCCCUUCUCUGCUUCUCUCCUUCACACCCCUUCUCUGCUUCUCUCCUUCACACCCCUUCUCUGCUUCUCUCCUUCACACCCCUUUGCUUCUCUCCUUCACACCCCUUCUCUGCUUCUCUCCUUCACACCCCUUCUCUGCUUCUCUCCUUCACACCCCUUCUCUGCUUCUCUCCUUCACACCCCUUCUCUGCUUCUCUCCUUCACACCCCUUCUCUGCUUCUCUCCUUCACACCCCUUCUCUGCUUCUCUCCUUCACACCCCUUCUCUGCUUCUCUCCUUCACACCCCUUCUCUGCUUCUCUCCUUCACACCCCUUCUCUGCUUCUCUCCUUGACACCCCUUCUCUGCUUCUCUCCUUGACACCCCUUCUCUGCUUCUCUCCUUCACACCCCUUCUCUGCUUCUCUCCUUCACACCCCUUCUCUGCUUCUCUCCUUCACACCCCUUCUCUGCUUCUCUCCUUCACACCCCUUCUCUGCUUCUCUCCUUCACACCCCUUCUCUGCUUCUCUCCUUCACACCCCUUCUCUGCUUCUCUCCUUCACACCCCUUCUCUGCUUCUCUCCUUCACACCCCUUCUCUGCUUCUCUCCUUCACACCCCUUCUCUGCUUCUCUCCUUCACACCCCUUCUCUGCUUCUCUCCUUGACACCCCUUCUCUGCUUCUCUCCUUGACACCCCUUCUCUGCUUCUCUCCUUCACACCCCUUCUCUGCUUCUCUCCUUCACACCCCUUCUCUGCUUCUCUCCUUCACACCCCUUCUCUGCUUCUCUCCUUCACACCCCUUCUCUGCUUCUCUCCUUCACACCCCUUCUCUGCUUCUCUCCUUCACACCCCUUCUCUGCUUCUCUCCUUCACACCCCUUCUCUGCUUCUCUCCUUCACACCCCUUCUCUGCUUCUCUCCUUCACACCCCUUCUCUGCUUCUCUCCUUCACACCCCUUCUCUGCUUCUCUCCUUCACACCCCUUCUCUGCUUCUCUCCUUCACACCCCUUCUCUGCUUCUCUCCUUCACACCCCUUCUCUGCUUCUCUCCUUCACACCCCUUCUCUGCUUCUCUCCUUCACACCCCUUCUCUGCUUCUCUCCUUCACACCCCUUCUCUGCUUCUCUCCUUCACACCCCUUCUCUGCUUCUCUCCUUCACACCCCUUCUCUGCUUCUCUCCUUCACACCCCUUCUCUGCUUCUCUCCUUCACACCCCUUCUCUGCUUCUCUCCUUCACACCCCUUCUCUGCUUCUCUCCUUCACACCCCUUCUCUGCUUCUCUCCUUCACACCCCUUCUCUGCUUCUCUCCUUCACACCCCUCCUCUGCUUCACACCCCUCCUCUGCUUCACACCCCUCCUCUGCUUCACACCCCUCCUCUGCUUCACACCCCUUCUCUACUUCACACCCCUUCUCUGCUUCACACACCUUCUCUGCUUCACACCCCUUCUCUGCUUCACACCCCUUCUCUGCUUCACACCCCUUUUUUUUUUGCAGCCCUUAACAGCUUCCUUAGCAGCUUCCCCUCUCUUCCACCCCCUCCUCAGCAUCACGGUUUGA
Messenger RNA from Closterium sp. Naga37s-1, 1644 nucleotides. Lineage: Eukaryota; Viridiplantae; Streptophyta; Zygnematophyceae; Desmidiales; Closteriaceae. The record is from the annotation of a GenBank genome assembly.